This is a messenger RNA of Striga asiatica, 2069 nucleotides long. The record is from the annotation of a GenBank genome assembly. NCBI's taxonomy places the organism in Eukaryota, Viridiplantae, Streptophyta, Magnoliopsida, Lamiales, Orobanchaceae.
AAAAUGGAGUAAUGAAUCUGAAAUUUUCCCGUAAAAACUACCAAUUGAAGCAAAUUAGCAAAGUGGAAUUGGCACACUGGUAAAAACUACUACCUCCUGCAAAGUGAGCGUAAGAGCUCCGAAAUUGAAAAAUGGCCGACCGCGUUAAACCAGCUCACGACGGCAAUGAAAUUGCCCGGGAUGACUCCGCCGCCGGUACCAACAUUGAUGACCUGGAAUCCCUCCGCCGGGCCGCCCGGGAAAUACCAUCCGAAGUCCUGAAAGCUUUGCUUCUCAAUGGCGUUUGUGCACAAUGCAUAUUCAGGCUACUUAUUCUUCAUGAGCAAAUAUGUUCUCGUCCUUCUGUGGCAACACCGAUUUUGAAUAAAAUUCUACAUGAAUUAUCAGAACACGAAGAAGAUGGAGCUAAUAGCAAUGUCAGAGGAAUGGGUCAAGAUUUUAAGGACGAUUUUGAAGUUUGCAGGGUCUGUCUAGGCAUCUUGCAGUUUGUAUACAAUAAUGACGACAAGGUGUUGGUGAAAAAGAAUAAUGCUAAUGACUUUGCUGCUGCAAUAGCAGAUGUUGUGAAGAAAGAAGGCCACCAAGUUGACAGCUUUUCUCUCGAGGUCUCUCUGCCGUCAGCUGUAGUUGAUAACGAUCAGGCAGUUUGGUCAUAUAUAAAAGAGAAGUACGGUUCUCAACCUUGGUUCCAGGAAAAGAUUCCACCUGAAAGCAUAGCUGUAACUGUGAAGGAUUUCUUGAAACUGUCAGUGGCAAGUCCUUUAGAGAAAUUAUUGGAUGUGAAGUAUAAUGAAAGUUCCUUCAGAAUUCGUUUGACAUACACACUUUCUAAUGCAUCAGCAGAAGGACAGAGGUCUGAUGAGAGCAAUGGAUGCUAUAAGAAGAGAAAAAUGACAUUACCUCCGUCAAAAGCUGUGAUGGCUCGUGUGAAAUUGAAAGCCAUGUACCCAGUGGAAAUUCUUCAUUUGACUCACAUGAUGGUGGGGCUGGUCAAUCUGUACUGCGUCCCGAGUUUUCAAUGCUACAAGACUCCAAUCUAUGUCGGUGGGCGAUAUCUUAAGUACUCUAGAAAUGUCAGCCAGACGCGUUGGAUUAUUGAUGACGAGCGAAUGGGUGAAGCAUCUAUUGAGGAAAUAGUUGGCGGCAACAUCCUUCCCAUUUGUCAGGGUGAUAGUUACAAGUUUCAUGCUUCUGGCCGAGAAGAUAUUGAUGUUCGGAUGCUCGGUUCCGGGCGGCCUUUUCUAGUCGAGAUUCAGAAUGCACGCCAAUUUCCUUCUGAUGUGAUAAUAAAGGACAUUGAAAUGAAAAUAAAUAGCCUUGAGAGCCAAUUUGUGAGAGUAAAGAAUCUCAAGUUUUUAGGAAACCAGGGUUGGGCAUUAAUGCGUGAAGGAGAAGCCGAGAAGCAGGCAAUUUCUAUAUAUAAACAAUAUGCUGCUCUUGUUUGGAUUUCCCGUCCUCUGAAUGAUGAGGAUGCAUGUACAUUAUCAUCCCUCAAGGACUUGCAAAUAUUGCAGAAAACACCGAUAAGAGUUCUCCACCGCCGAAGUCCAUUAGGGCGUGAGAAAACCAUACAUUGGAUGAGAAUAGAGAGGAUAGCCGGAAGUGCUCAAUAUUUCAUGCUGCACUUGUGUACACAGGCUGGAACAUACAUCAAGGAAUUUGUUCAUGGAGAUCUUGGGCGCACUCAUCCUAGUGUCGGUUCAAUCCUGGGAUGUAGAGCAGAAAUACUACAACUUGACGUGACGGAUGUGAAGAUGGACUGCUUCCAGGCCUAAAAUUCACUAUCUUGAACUUGGUUUUACAUUGCUAUUGAAUUCAGAAACUCCAUAGACAAUAAUUGAUGAAAAAAAAAGAAGGUAAUCCAAUCACCAUUGCUUAAAUGUGCAUUGUGGUACCCAUUUUUAGAUGAAUGUCUAAUAUUAGGCUCUGAUAGAAUUACAGAAGGAUAGUGUUACUUGCAAUAUUUUCAAGUAUUACAUUAAUGAGAUGAUCCUGAAGGAGACCAUUAUUUAUGUAAAUCCUUCAAAUAGAAACACGCAUAUUGAUGUUCCAUAGUCUAUAAAGCUCUG